Mobula hypostoma (lesser devil ray) is the source of this 1648-nucleotide messenger RNA. RefSeq names its product SHC-transforming protein 1-like. The transcript has 13 exons. Lineage: Eukaryota; Metazoa; Chordata; Chondrichthyes; Myliobatiformes; Myliobatidae. The coding region runs from base 163 to 1533 and encodes 456 amino acids. The record is from RefSeq and is a predicted model, not a curated record. Gene Ontology annotation, biological process: cell surface receptor protein tyrosine kinase signaling pathway; intracellular signal transduction. Gene Ontology annotation, cellular component: plasma membrane. Gene Ontology annotation, molecular function: receptor tyrosine kinase binding.
GUUUAUUUCUACAUCCAAGACUUUAGCUUGAAAAAAAAAGCUAACCAAUAUACUGAAGUUUUGCCUUUUUGAUUACUGACUGGGAUACAAGGAGCCAUUCGCAAACCACCAGAACCUUGUUGCCUACAAUACAGUGCCAAGAACGACCACAAGGUGAGCACAAUGCAGCCCGAAAAGGAACGGCUGGACAGAGGGCAGUGGGUCUGCAGUGCGGAUUCGGCCAAAGGCUCACAGCAACAUCGGGAGGACGAUCUCGACUCCGGCAUACGUUACACCGUGAGAUAUAUGGGUUGUGUGGAGGUCUUGCAGUCCAUGAGAUCACUUGAUUUCAAUACAAGAACCCAGGUCACAAGGGAAGCUAUAAACAGAGUGUGCGAGGCUGUUUUAGGCGAUGAAGCUGCCAUAAGAAAAAGGAAGCCUCCCAGCAAAGGAUUGUCUACUGUCUUGGGAAAGAGUAACCUCCAGUUUGCAGGAAUGAAGACCAUAAUGUGCAUCUCUACGAGCAGCCUCAGCUUAAUGCUCCCAGACUCCAAACAGUUCGUUGCCAACCACAGCAUGCAGUCGGUCUCUUUUGCUUCUGGAGGAAAUCCAGACACACGCAAUUAUGUUGCCUAUGUAGCCAAAGACCCGGUGAAUCAAAGAGCAUGCCAUAUUUUGGAGUGUUUUGAUGAUUUGGCCCAUUGUGUUAUUAACAGCAUAGGACAAGCAUUUGAACUUCGUUUUAAACAAUACUUGAAGAGCCCACAUGCAAUUAGUAAACCUCAUAAUGAGAGCAGAACUGCAGGCUUUGCAUUAUGGAGUAUGGAGGGUGACAGCCACAACUAUGGAUACUACAAUGACAUCCCAGGUAAAGCAGCCUUUCCUACAGGACUGCAGAAAGCAGAAGUUAACAAAGAUUCGGUGAUGCAGACUAAUAGUGGUCAAAUGAUUGAGGAUGGAAACAUUUCACAGAGUGCUAACUCAUCACCAAACAUCAUUUAUGAAAAUUAUUCCAAUCCACACAAACCAACUUUCACUGGACUAGGCAAAAUUGUAAGCCCAUCUGAUCCUUUUGAUGAUCCAUCGUACAUGAACACCCAGAAUCUAAUGAAUCCUCACUCCUCUGCCGUGACAAGAGUGCCAGCACAGGUAUCUGCUAAUGUGCACAGACAUGCAUCUAAUGCAAUUUCUCAGAACAGCACAAUAGAUAAAAGCCCAUCUGCAACCCUCUCUUCCAUGAAAGAACAGCUGAUGAAGGAAAUCUGGUACUGUGGAAGAAUGAGCAGGCAGGAAGCUGAGAGGCUGCUCAUAAAAGAUGGUGACUUUCUGGUGCGGGAAAGCAUGACUACAUCAGGACAAUAUGUAUUGACUGGGCUACAGGGAGGACAAGCCAAGCACUUACUUCUGGUGGACCCCGAGGGCAUGGUGAGAACUAAGGACCACAUAUUUGACAGCAUCAACCAUCUGAUCAGUUACCACAUGGAUAAUCACCUACCAAUCAUCUCAUCAGGAAGUGAUCUAUUUCUUAAGAAACCUGUCAAGAAUGAUAGGUGAAGAGAAGUUACUUUCAGUUUUAACCAUUGCACCUUCUCAAUGUUUUAAAAAGCAAGACCAUUCCAAUGGAAUACCAUUGUCUGUCUGUAUGUGGUCUCUUUCAAGAAAUAAAAGA